GCGGAACCUGAUAAAGCUGCUCGCUUGUCUCUCUCUCUCUCUCUCUCUGUGCGAGUGGAUAGGGUGCUAUUUGAUUUAUUCCUGGCUGGAAAGUUAAUUGCUCCGCCCCCGGGAUACCGUGUGACAUGUCAUUCCUCCUUUUGAUGUUUAUGUGUGUGUUAUGUGUGUGUGUUUGUCCGACAGUCUUUCGCCUCCUCUCCGCUUCUUCUCUACAAAACAACAAUAAUAACAACUUCAACAGGCGGCUGGAGAAGCCCAGAGCAACUUUGAUCAGUCACAAAACCCACCUUUGUUUUUAAAUGAACGUGUGUUGUUGUUCAAGAGAAGAAAUAUAGUGGGGAUUUUUUUUGUUUGUUUCUUCCUUGCCCCCCACCCCCCCUCCCAAUUUUUUCUAUGUACCAGCAACCAUGGCCGUUCCGGUUGCACUGAUCCCGCCAGCUCCGGUGAAUCAGACUCCAAUCUCGACUCCUUCAUCCUCCUCAUCUUCCUCCUCUUCAUCCUCCCCUGCGAUCACUUCCUCGGCGGCCGGAGCAGCUGCAGCGGGGCCGGGGACAGCGGGGGCAGCGCAGAGUUUGUUCCGGGCGGACGGCGGCACCAAGCCGGUGUACUCCACGCCGUCCCCGGUCGAGAACACGCCGCAGAACAACGAGUGCAGGAUGGUGGAGCUGCGGGGAGCCAAGGUCGCCUCGUUCACCGUGGACGGACACGAGCUGAUCUGCCUGCCCCAGGCCUUCGACCUCUUCCUCAAGCACCUGGUCGGCGGGCUGCACACCGUCUACACCAAGUUGAAGAGGCUGGAUAUAACGCCCGUGGUCUGCAACGUGGAGCAAGUGCGGAUCCUGCGGGGUCUGGGCGCCAUCCAGCCCGGGGUCAACCGCUGUAAGCUCAUCUCCAGGAAGGAUUUCGAAAUCCUCUACAACGACUGCACCAAUGCCAGAUGUCUCACAUUUACAGUGAGUGGACAGGCGGAGCCAUUUAAAAUGCACUCUUCUAAACUGAUGGGGAAAAGUCCUAUCUUGGGUUGCAGAAACUUUCUGUAUCCAGUUAAUUUCUACUCUAGUUCCAGGCCAGGAAGACCUCCUAAACGAUCUCAGAGUGUUACAUCCCCUGAGAACUCCCACAUUGUGCCACACAGUGUCCCUGGUCUAAUGUCCCCAGGAAUGAUCCCACCUACAGCACUGUCACAUGAUUAUCAUAAAGGAUGGAUGGGAGUUGGUGCCAAGAUGCUGCAGGGAAGGGGAAAAAAACACAGUCUUACAGCAGCAGCAGCAGCUGCAGCGGCAGCAGCUACCAAUGCUGCCAUAGCAGAGGCAAUGAAGGCAAAAAAGAUCAAAUUAGAAGCCAUGAACAGCUUCCAUGGUAACAGUAACCAGCAUGGUGCAGAGUCUGAAAAUGGUGACAUGAACUCCAGUAUUGGUAGCAGCGAUGGCUCCUGGGAUAAAGAUAAACUGCAGUCUCCCACUGGCCCAUCGUCACAGGGCUCUGCCAGUCAUCCUCCCCUCUCCAGCCAGCACAACCUCGCAGUAAACCACUCCCUCAACUCCCUGCAGCAGAACCACUUAUUACCCAAUGGUCUGGAGCUCCCCUUCAUGAUGAUGCCUCAUCCACUCAUUCCUGUCAGCCUACCUCCUGCCUCUGUUACCAUGGCUAUGAGCCAGAUGAACCACCUUACCACUAUCGCCAAUAUGGCAGCUGCAGCCCAGGUACAAAGUCCCCCUUCCAGGAUGGAAACCUCAGUUAUUAAGGAACGUGUACCUGACAGCCCUUCACCUGCUCCAUCCCUGGAAGAUGGCCGCCGGCCAGGAAGCCAUCCUUCUUCCCAUCGGAGCAGCAGUGUGUCGAGUUCACCUGCUCGGACUGAGAGCUCCUCUGACAGAAUCCCUGUCCAUCAGAAUGGAUUGUCAAUUAACCAGACUCUCCUGGGGUUGUCCCCAACCAUCCUACCUGGACCUAAGGAAGGAGAUCUUGCUUGUCAGGAUGGAGGCCAUGAAGUGAAAAGAAUGCACCCUGAAAAAGAUGAAGUCCUGAUUUCUACUCCAACCACAAGGGAGUGUUUUGAGAAGCUUUCCCUGGCUGGCCAGCACCUACCUCCAGGUUUUCCAACUCCUCUCCUCUUUCCUGAUGGACUUUCCUCCAUAGAAACUCUUCUGACGAACAUCCAGGGACUACUGAAGGUUGCCAUAGAUAAUGCCAGGGCCCAGGAGAAGCAGGUGCAACAUGAAAAGACAGAGUUGAAGAUGGAGCUGUUCAGGGAGCGGGAGAUGAGGGAAAGCUUGGAGAAGCAGUUAGCAGUGGAGCAGAAAAACAGAGCAAUAAUUCAGAAACGGCUAAAGAAAGAAAAGAAGGCAAAGAGGAAAUUGCAGGAAGCACUUGAAUUCGAAACCAAGCGAAGAGAACAAGCAGAACAGGCAUUAAAACAAGCUGCCUCUGCAGACAAUCUUCGGGUCCUGAACGAUUCGGUGACCCAAGAGAUGGAAGCUGACCGCAGCACUGGACGAACAGAUGCUGAAAGGACAAUACAAGAUGGAAGGAUGUAUCUGAAGUCAUCUGUUAUGUACUGAGACAACGGCGCAGUAAUACGCCACAUGACAUGAAAAGACAAAAGAAACAAUGUAUAAAAAAGACAAAAUACUGUCCUCUACGAACAAGCGGGUUAACUGUGCUUUUGAGACAGCUUCACCCAGUCUGCAUAACUGUGUUACUGUGUCAUCCAUGAAAUGUUUGAUGUAUUAAUGACGAGAGUCCUCUCACACCAACUGACUUCGAUGACAGAACUUGCAGAAGCAAACGCUGUUGCUGAACCAGAAAUGACUAAACUCAAAUGGUGACUAUGUUUAGGGGAUCACUCCUGGCAGGCACGCACGAAUAAAUGGCGCAAAUACAAGCUUUGUGCUUUCUCUUUUGGACUAAGUUAUGACCAGUGCUGAUGAGUACAGUGUUAAGCACAUCACGCAAAAAAAAUCAAAUACUCACCAGUAGUCAAAAAGAAGCAAACAAACUUUUCUUUUUAACAUUUGUUGUCUGCCCCUUGCCCUCCAGUGAUUUUGUGUUCCUGUUAUUGUGUUUAAAUCCAGCAAGUAAGUUUUAAAGUGUUCUUUCUUGAAUUCACCGGAACUUAACUCAUAGAAUUUGGAGGUUAUUACAAAUGAAAUAGCACUACAUCCAGGUUAUGCAGAUGUGUGUUUGAACAGGGGACAGAGAGAAAGCCACAUUAGUUAUUAAGGCAAAACUCAGAAGGUAAACCUGGCAUUGAGCUUUCUCAGCAUUAGCAAUUAAAAUGUAAAGAAACACAUAAUAAAGAAAAGUGAAUGUAAGUUGUUUUAAAAGUCACAAAAAUACAUAAUUGUGCGCUCCACCCAGACAUAAAUCUGUGAAUACUGUUUGCUUCUUCCAGCCAAGCUACUGGUCGUGUGUAUAUAUGACACAGGGAGGUAAUGUGUAUGCAGUAGAUUACUAGAGAAUAAAACUACACAGUACUUUUGAAAUUUAGAUGCUGAUAUGUUUUGUCACUCUAUUUGUUCCAGAAACUGCAUUUUUUUUUGUGAUGAAGCUCAUUAACAAAGCAUGCAGGCAUGUAAAUAUUUGUUCUCAAGUCACAGUAUUACUGAUUGGGAUCCUUGGCGUCUGCUGUGCGCCUCUGCAAAAUCAGCACGGUGGGUCAGACGUUCCUCUCUGCCUGCCACUCAUGUGAGGGGAGCUUGUCUCUAACUCUCUGAUACAGAACUGAUGAUAUUAAUUAAGAUCUGUGGCAGUUGCAGCAAGUUGGAUCAAAAUGCCACAGAAAUGUUUCUCGUUUCAUUUUUAAUUAUUAUUUUUGCGUCACCUUGAGACGUUACUCUUCAAAAAAUAAAAUAGGAACUUUGCAACACUUGAUGUAACAGUUGAAAAAAAAACCUAGCUGAGUGGUGAGUUGAAGUCUGUAUUCUCCCUGUGUAAUAGGGAAGGAUGGUUAUGUGUAAUUAUCACUGUCUUUGAUAAACUGUGUGUUCACCUUUGUGCAAAUACUUCGGAAGUAAACUCCAACACAAUGAUAAUUUGCUAGUGUAGCUUUUUCUCUUCAUUUUGCCUUUGUUCACUGCCAUGGUAACCCUUAAAAGACUCUCCUUGCAAAGAAAAACAAACUGUCACUGUUGACCAUAGUGCAAAGACAACAAGUCAAACUGUACUUUAUUGUAUCUUGUCAUUCUUCCUUGUCAUGGAUGAAUUUUGAACCAUCAAAUCUGACAAAUUGAUGGGUGUUGUAGGGCCCUGAAAAUGCUUUCAAAUUCACAGCUUAUCUAAAACUUCCCUUUGCUGAACAAUCUAUUUGAGUGACCUUGUGAAAUCUGGUUGCACUUGUCAAACUUUUGUUUUAAAGCAAGGGGCAAAAGGAUAAUAAGAGAUGUGAUUUCAAGUUCAAAAUGAACAAACAGCUCAGAAAUUUUAGAUUUCAAAUAAAAAACAAUGAGCAAGUUUAAACCUCUGACUGGGUCUAUCAACUUGCAUUCUGUGUGGAAACAAAACAUCUGUUUUUGAAAUGGCAGACCUGAAGUUCCAAAAUUCAUGAAUCUAGACGAAAAACAAUUUUUGAAUGUGCAAAGUAACAAAAAUAAUCCAGCAUGAGAUUUUAGUAUUUGUGUGAUUUGACAUAAUGUUAUGACAGAAAUCUGGAAGAGAUAUUAACAUGCAAAUUUACCACCAUGGAAUAAUCAAAGACAUAAUCUGGCAGCUGACUUUUCCAUUGUUUUCCCAAUAUUUUAGUUUCCAGGCAUAGCAUCUUAAGAAUUGAGAAAGGAAGAAUGGAUAAUGGAAGAUUCUUGUUUUUCUUAAGCAGUGAGGGUCUUGAAAGGGUUAACAACUGUGUUGAUGUGCAUUCUGGUAAAGAAAGCAAACAAAUUGUCCAUGUGAUCCUUUGUUUUUAAGACGAGAAAGAAAACAUUUAAAAACUCUUACUGAGCAUUUGUUGUUCCUCUGCUCCUUGCAUAGAGACUUUAUUUUAAUGUAGAUCACCCUGGGACAAUUACAUAACAGGACAUUCCCCAUCCCCUUCACAGAUUAAGUGCAGUUGUGAUCAGUCAUAAAGCAACAGUUAACAUGUGACUGUCAAGACAAAAACCAUACUCUGCUGAUCUAAGUCAGACAUUCCCACAUUCCAGUUGACACAAGACACAAGUGGCUGGCGUUUUGACGGUUCAUUAGGUAUCAUCAUUUGGUUGAAUUGUUUGAGAUGCCAAGCACUUUGGUUUUGGAAACAGAAGUGAAAAGGGUAAAAGGAAGCUUAUUUAGGAACCCAAAUUUUGGAGUUUCAAAAGAAAGAAUAUUUUAGAAUAUUAAUGCAGGAUUUCAAGGAAACAUGUCAUAAAAAGAUUGUGCUGUAGGUUUCUUUCUGAAUUACCCCAAUUUUAUUGUUUAUUAGAAUCUCUCCAUUGACUCCCAGUACAAUUCAUUUUCCCAUUAUUGUUUAUAUAUGUUUUUCACAUGAACAUUUUAAUGUUUAGCUAUCCUGUAUUAUAACCACAUUUGUGCUCUAUGCAAGCCCUUGGAACAGAACACACUCAUCUUCAACUAAGACAUACGAAAAUUGUCUAUUUUUAUCUAUAUAUUUAAAGUUUUCUAAAAAAAGGUUAUUACGAAUUUUGUUGUACAAAAUCUGUACAAAAAAAUCUGUUUUUACAUCAUAAUGCAAGAAAUCGAGAUUUUUCUAUGGUAGCUUAGUUAUUUGAGCCUGGUUUAAAUGUGAGAACCACGUUAACUGUAUUGUAUUUAAUUUCCUUUCUUUUCAACAAUCUGCUAAUAAAAUUGUCUGAAAUCUC
Hemiscyllium ocellatum (epaulette shark) is the source of this 5792-nucleotide messenger RNA. Its product is annotated as dachshund homolog 1-like. Lineage: Eukaryota; Metazoa; Chordata; Chondrichthyes; Orectolobiformes; Hemiscylliidae. Bases 408 to 2561 code for a protein of 717 amino acids. The record is from RefSeq and is a predicted model, not a curated record. The transcript is spliced from 14 exons.